This is a messenger RNA of Ciona intestinalis (vase tunicate), 1081 nucleotides long. Lineage: Eukaryota; Metazoa; Chordata; Ascidiacea; Phlebobranchia; Cionidae. The record is from RefSeq and is a predicted model, not a curated record.
AGGUCUCUUCACGUUCAACUGAUGAAAUGACGAAAGAAACAACUGAAACUACAUCAAAUAUGACAUCUCAACCAUCUUCUAUGACAUCAUCAACUUCCUCUGUGACAUCAUCACCACCCUCUAUGACAUCAUCAUCCAAUGAUAACAUGAGCAUCAAGGAUUACCAAAAUAUGUUGUUAAUGAAACAUGGAGCAGCCUCUAGAAACAAGAGCGAUGAUCUUCUUGCUUCAUUAAGGAGUAAAAGCGCAUCCCCUUGUGUUUCCCCUUCACCUGUAAGGGUAAAACCCCUAACUCACGCAACACCUGAGAAAUUAACACAACAUAAUUUUAUUCCUACAAAAGAAAAACAACAAGAACAGCCCACACAACAAGAACUAACGCUACAAACAACAACAACAACAACAGAACCAGGGGUUCAUGAUGUUGGAAGUUUGGAUAAAAUAGCAGAAGAUAUUGCUAGAAGAGAAGCAGAGUUACGUAAACACCAAACAAGAUUAGACGAAUGUAAAUCAAGGUUAUUGAAACAGCAAGCUGACCACACACGGUUGCUGUCAUCACUUGAUACAAGCGUGGAUACAUCGGCUGAUAUUGGUAAGAAAUUAGAAAUAUAAUUUAUCAAAUUAAUAGCAAAGCUUUGGCAACCCAAUUUGUGAAGCUACAUUUCACACAACUCUUUGUGAUCAUAAAAUAAAAUAUUUUAAUGGAAUUUCUUGACAUUUUGGUUGGGUAGAUUAAUAAAGUGCUAUGUAAUUUUAAUGCUACAAUUUUUGAUGAAUUUAGCUGCAUUUACUGAAGUAUUACCCACAAGUUAUUUGCAAAGUUUUUGCAACCCAACUUGGAGGCUACAUUUUACGCAACUUUUUGUACGCAUAAAAUAAACAAAUUUAACUUAUACAAUGUGAAAGUUUAGGGUAUACCACAAGUUUUUUUUAUAAAAUUUGUCUACAGCCUAAGUGAGAAGCCUGUUAUUAGGGAUUGUGAUAAAAAAUCCAGAAAUAUCAUGACAUUGCAAAGUUAACAACCAUUUAACACACUUGCUUUUACUUUACAGCAAUGCAGAAAUAAAAUGAUAAAUUAAGCC